GGGGUCCUGUCCAGUGCGAGCCCGGCCGGUGCGCCAGCCAUUCCGCCCGCCGGUCACAUCGCGCCCUCUCCGCUGCCCGUUUCCCCCGCUCGACGGCCUCGCCAUGCUGUCUCUAGAUUUUUUGGACGAUGUGCGGCGAAUGAACAAGCGGCAGCUGUAUUAUCAAGUCCUAAAUUUUGGAAUGAUAGUUUCCUCGGCACUAAUGAUCUGGAAGGGGUUAAUGGUCAUAACUGGAAGUGAAAGUCCGAUCGUAGUGGUGCUCAGUGGCAGCAUGGAACCUGCAUUUCAUAGAGGAGAUCUUCUCUUUUUAACAAACCGAGUUGAAGAUCCCAUCCGAGUGGGAGAAAUUGUUGUUUUUAGGAUAGAAGGAAGAGAGAUUCCUAUAGUUCAUCGAGUCUUGAAGAUUCAUGAAAAGCAAAAUGGACAUAUCAAGUUUUUGACCAAAGGAGAUAAUAAUGCGGUUGAUGACCGAGGCCUCUAUAAACAAGGACAACACUGGCUGGAGAAGAAGGAUGUCGUGGGGAGAGCAAGGGGAUGAGGAAACACAGACAAGUUAGGCUGCUUAUCCAAGGCCACGCUGACGAUGGGAGGCGUCUGGCCGACUCUGGAACCCACCCUCUGGACCAUCCCACCAAAAGUCCGGGCGUAAUGCUUCUGAAGUGGAUAGCUGCCGGUUCUCACUAUUUAGAUGCCCCGUGGGGCUCUGACCCCUGUCAGAACGUGCCCUCCUUAUGUAGACACUGGGUUCACAGUGAUUCCGCUGGAGAUCAGCCACCACACUGAGGAGUUCCCUUCCCACAGAGAGUGCAGCGUGAGAGAGCCGCCUCAGCUGUAGCAUGAGAGGCGUCGGUUUGGGGCCAGAGAGAUUGGAGCAGCACAAGCACUGGUGUGUUUUGUCUCUCGUAAAGCUGUUUGUGUGCGUGCCUCCAGUUCGAGGGAACUCCUUUUCCUAUGUUGGAGCUAAGUAUGCCUUUUUUUAGAAAAGAUUUUAUUUACUUUUAAGUAAUCUCUACACCCGGGGCGCCUGGGUGGCUCCGUCGGUGAAGCGGCUGACUUCGGCUCAGGUCACGAUCUCACGGUUCGUGGGUUCGAGCCCCGCGUCGGGCUCUGUGCUGACGGCUCGGAGCCUGGAGCCCGCUUCGGAUUCUGUGUCUCCCUCUCUCUUUCUCUGCCCCUCCCUCUCUCUCUCUCUCUCUCUCUCUCUCUCUCUGUCUCUCUCUCAAAAAAUAAACAUUUUAAAAAAUGCUUGAAUUAAUCUCUACACCAACAUAGGGCUUGAACUCACAACUCUGAGAUCAAGAAUCGCCUGCUUCACCGACUGAACCAAUCAGGUACCCCUAAACAUGCUUAAAGUAUGUCUUUCUGAAGAAUUUUUUAAAAAUCUUUAUCUAUAUACAGUGUUAUUUCUAAAAUCCCAACAUUGAGGGGCACCUGGCUAGCUCAGAGAUUACUUAAAAGAGAUUAAAGAGAUUACUUAAAAAGUAAAAUCUUUUUUUAAUUUUACUUAUUUAUUUUUUAAGUAGGCUCUGUGCUCAGCAUGAGCCCAACACAAGGCUUGAACUCGUGACACUGAAAUCCAGAGCCAGACGCUCAACUGACUGAGCCACCCAGGCACCCCCCCAAAAAUACAAUCUUUAAAAAAAUAAAAUAAAAUCCCAACAUUGAAAAUACAGACCUUUUUGUAGCUUUUAAUUAAGAAAAGGAAUAGCCUGGCAAUUUCUGAACUAAAUAACUUUCCAUCAAGUAUAAACAUCUGGGAGACAGCAGGCGCACAGACCCUUAGCUGUACAGAUUUACUUGGCGUUGAUUAUACUGACACUUACCUUGACACAGUGGGCAGAGCACCACCUUUUGUGGAAAUUUGUUUAUAAAACACUAAACUGAUCAUUCAAAGUCAGACUGUACCCAAACCUUGAGGAUAACUUUUUUUCAGGUCAGUCAGUGACUGGUACAAAUGUCUUUGUGCAAUAAAAAAAAAAAAAAAAAAAAAAAAAAUUU
Panthera uncia (snow leopard) is the source of this 1998-nucleotide messenger RNA. It is a transcript of the gene SEC11A, whose product is annotated as SEC11 homolog A, signal peptidase complex subunit. Gene Ontology annotation, molecular function: serine-type endopeptidase activity. Lineage: Eukaryota; Metazoa; Chordata; Mammalia; Carnivora; Felidae. Gene Ontology annotation, cellular component: membrane; signal peptidase complex. The transcript has 5 exons. The record is from RefSeq and is a predicted model, not a curated record. The coding region runs from base 104 to 538 and encodes 144 amino acids.